AUGUUGUAUAGAUCAUAUAUCCGAGCGGAUGAGUUGACUGUGCUCGACUACAAGGAAACGAAGCUCUUCUAUCUUCAAUAUAUGCCACAAGCCCUUCUAACUAGGGAAGGCAGAUUUGUCGCUGCAGUACAUCACGGAUUGGUUAAGAGACGUCGAAAUGGAAUCCGAUCGUUUGGUGGAGGAAAUCGUGCAAUAGUUACAGAUUUAUGCAUCACACCACUUCACGCCACUCACCGGAAAUCAUUUGCUAAAGAGCAGUUGAGGAACAUAAAAAUUUGGCCCCUAAUGGUGGCCGAGAUGGCUCAAGACAUUGUGAAAUCAAUAAAGCAUCGCAUUUUAUUUAUAGAAAACGUGAUUCGCUUUGGCGGUGUUACAACUAUUGUAAAGGAAUUCAUAAAAGAAAACAAGAGUGGAUCGAUGGACGACUAA
Molecule: messenger RNA, 429 nt
Organism: Cooperia oncophora
Lineage: Eukaryota; Metazoa; Nematoda; Chromadorea; Rhabditida; Trichostrongylidae
Source: the annotation of a GenBank genome assembly